AUGGAGACUAUUGACGUCGAUGCGCUGGCGAGCGAGCGCCUGCAACAGAUGGGGUACAAACCUGAGCUAUCUAGAUCUCGGGGACUAUUUCAUAUCUUGUUCAGUGGGCACGCAUUCCUUUCCCUCUCGUAUGGGCUCUCAGCACCCAUCGCAACCUCCCUUAUCGGAGGAGGCCCAGCAACUAUAAUAUGGGGAUGGAUCCUCGUAUCCGCGCUCACGCUCGCGCUUGCAUCCUCUCUUGCCGAGAUUUGCGCCCGCUUCCCCACGUCUGCGGGCGCAUACUACUGGACUUUCCGCCUUGCGCCGCCGCCCGCGCGCGUGGUCCUGUCGUGGAUGAAUGGCUGGCUCACGCUGGUCGGUGUCUGGACGAUAGCGCUUAGCGUCAAUUUUGGCACGGGCCAGCUGAUUGUGGCAGGUGCGGGAAUAUUCCACUCUGAGUGGAUCGCAACGGCGUGGCAGACUUACCUCAUCUUCCUGGCUGUCACCGCGGUGUCGAGUGUUGUAUGCAUCUUCUUCAACAGAGCGCUACCUAUGAUCGACACGAUCUGUGCCUACUGGACUGGCUUAGGCAUCUUCAUCAUCUUGAUCUGCACGUCCGCCAAAGCAGCAGCCGGCCGUCACAGUGCCGCGUAUGCGCUUGGACACUUCGACGCAUCGGCAUCUGGAUGGGUGCCUGGAUGGACAUUCUUCAUAGGACUGCUUCCUGUAUGGUCUCAUGUUUUGGCGCUUUGGUCGGCGUUGAUCGCGAGCAUGGCCGAGGAGGUGCAUAACCCCGCUGUCGAGCUGCCCAAAGCCAUCGUCUGGUCGAUCCCUAUCGGCACGGUGUUCGGGCUGAUUUUCCUAUUGCCCUUGGUGUUUACUUUACCAGAUGUGAACACUUUGCUGUCUGUUGCAUCGGGUCAGCCUAUCGGGGUCAUGUUCGAGCUGAUCAUGGGUUCGAAAGGCGGAGGUUUUGGGAUGUCCCUCUCAGUAUUUGGCAUCGGCAUGUUCUGCGCUAUUUCCAUCUCCUGCGCCGCUUCCCGCGCGACAUGGUCCUUCGCGCGCGACAACGCGCUUCCCUUCUCGUCUGUCUUUUCGCGCGUGACCGCUCCCCCCUUUGCUUCUGCUGCAGACCCGCUCCCGCUGAACGCCUUUCUCCUCUCGACCGCGGUCCAAGUCCUUCUCGGCUUGAUAUACCUCGGCUCGUCUGCCGCGUUCAACGCGUUUUCAGGCGUCGGUGUCAUCUGCCUUGGCGCGUCGUACGCGAUGCCCGUCGCUGUCUCUCUCGUGGGUGGACGUAGGAUUUUAGUGGGUCACUCGAGCGAAGGAGGAUACAGUGGUGGGGAGAAGCUGUUCAGUCUCGGGAGGUGGGGGACGGCUGUCAACGCACUCGCGGUGUUGUGGAUCGCGUUCGCGAUCGUGCUGUUUUGCAUGCCGGCAGUGGUGCCUGUGACCAAGGUCUCGAUGAAUUACGCGUCUGUUGUGUUCGUCGGCUUUGGGCUGUUCAGCGGAGUGUGGUAUGUCAUCGGUGGCAGGCAUCAUUAUGUGGGUCCGCCACUGCCGCAGGACCAGGAAGAUGUGGCCCAAGAGAAAGCCAUGUCUCCUGUUGAGCCUGCAUAG
Messenger RNA from Heterobasidion irregulare TC 32-1, 1599 nucleotides. Its product is annotated as amino acid transporter. The record is from RefSeq and is a predicted model, not a curated record. Lineage: Eukaryota; Fungi; Basidiomycota; Agaricomycetes; Russulales; Bondarzewiaceae. The coding region runs from base 1 to 1599 and encodes 532 amino acids. Gene Ontology annotation, biological process: transmembrane transport; amino acid transport. Gene Ontology annotation, molecular function: transmembrane transporter activity. The transcript is spliced from 13 exons. Gene Ontology annotation, cellular component: membrane.